Fusarium subglutinans is the source of this 2118-nucleotide messenger RNA. RefSeq lists its product as uncharacterized. The coding region runs from base 1 to 2118 and encodes 705 amino acids. Lineage: Eukaryota; Fungi; Ascomycota; Sordariomycetes; Hypocreales; Nectriaceae. The record is from RefSeq and is a predicted model, not a curated record. Gene Ontology annotation, molecular function: zinc ion binding; RNA polymerase II cis-regulatory region sequence-specific DNA binding; DNA-binding transcription factor activity, RNA polymerase II-specific. Gene Ontology annotation, cellular component: nucleus. The transcript has 5 exons. Gene Ontology annotation, biological process: positive regulation of transcription from RNA polymerase II promoter by galactose; DNA-templated transcription.
AUGAUUGAAGAGCCCCCGGUACUAAAGCCGAAAAAGCGGAACUCGGCCGAUGCUGAGAGCGUUGCUGACACACCUGCUCCACGGAGUAAGAGGGGCAAAUACACGUCUGUUGCUUGCGAUGAUUGUAAGAAGAAGAAACUCAAGUGUAUUCCCUCGGAGGAUAACGCGUGUGAGAGGUGUAUCGCUGGUGGGUUGACGUGUACGUUCGCGACGAGUACGCAAGCUAGCAAAGAGAAACCCGAUGACAAUCAAACUAUCCAAGCCCUGAAUAAUCAAUUAUCAGAACUCCGUCAACAAAUGUCAGACCUCGUCGGUGUCGUCCGCGAGCUCAAAGACCAGAACCAGAACCACCACCAAACACAUCCUCAAGAUGCAUCAACCGUAUCAUCACACAACAUAGUAACCCAUUCGCCCGCAAGCACGCACCGCGGCGAAAUGCCCAAACAACCGCAAUUCGUCGGUCCAACGCGCUCCGCCUUCGGCAUCCUUGUCAGCGAACGCUCCCUCAACAGAAUGGGCGUUCCCAAAUUCGACUCUAUGCCUCCCAGCGGCGCACAAUCUCCCGUUGAACCAGCUCUCGACUCUAUUAACGACCUCAGUUUCUGGCACUGCUGUACGGCGAGUGAUAUCACCAAGUAUCUUGUCAAUUUCCAGGAGGAGGUUGAGUCGGUGUAUCCGUUUAUCGACAUCGCGGAGUAUAUCGCGCAGAGCAAGGAGAUAUUGCAGGCGAUUCGUGGCGGGUUUGAGGAUGAGGGGAGGGUUAGUGGGAAGGAUAUUGAUAUUGCAAAGGUGGCCAUCUCGACGGGCAUUUUGCUUGAGGAGCCGAGUAAGCUUGAGUUGGCGACGGCGAUUGUGGACUCGGUGCAGACGAAUGUGUCGAGUAUUCUGAGUCCGCAGAGUAUAUACUACUUCCACGCUGGUGAGGAGCUAUUGGCUUGGCGGUCUAUCGGCAUAGCAGCGCGUCAAGCUCUGGAGAUGGGGCUCCAUCGGAAACGGAGUCUUCUGGAUAAUUUUAAAGACACUGAUUCUCGACGAUUAGCUACGCGUGUGUUUUGGUGCGUGUACGUACUUGAUCGGCGAUGGAGUUUUGGAACGAGUUUAUCGUUUGCGCUGGUCGAUAAGGACGUUGAUCCAGAAUUACCGAAACCCGAUGAGGAAUAUUUGUAUCUUCAGUGCAUGGUUGGAUAUGGUCAACUAUGCUCUAAAAUCUGGGAAGCCAUUCCACCUUUUGGCUCAGCUUCUCAAACCAUUCCCGACGACACAGCUGCUAUUCUCGAUUUGAAAACUCAAGAUUGGUUAGACUCUAUUCCGUCGCAUCUCCGACUUCGGCAUCCUCGUCUUGGUCUUGCACCGCGAGCUCAACCUCGGCUGCCUCAUCGUCUGCGGGCGUUGUUAUACCUUCGUGGCAAUUACGCUCGUAUCUUGAUUUAUCGACAUCAUCUGAUGAGCACGGCUAGUAUAGCUGCUAACCCGCAGAAUGCGUGGUUGGUGGUUGAUAUAGCGCAGGACACUAUCCAGGUUCUGGUGCAUCUGCAUGCUACGACGGAUAUUUACAAGCGGCAGCAGAACGUCUUCAACUACUUUCUACUCAGUGCAUUGGCAGUCAUCUUCCUAGCUGUGUGUCACGCCCCAGAGAUUUUCUCCGUACCGUGCAAACGCACAUUCUCCGACGGCGUUGAGCUAGUGCGAGGGUUAUCCCGACAUAACAUCGUCAGUAAAAGACUUUGGAAGAGUAUUCGCGGUAUGAUUCCCCGAAUGAACACUUUCGGUUUUCCUCAAAACGGUGAAGAUGGUGAGCCUCGAAAGGAUGAUGAAAAUGGUCAAAACGAGCAGACAGUUCCACAGGUUGAAGUCAACGCUGAAGAGCAUGUCCCCAUGGCAAUGCCCGACAACGAGGCCUUUUCCUUUGGCGACAUGAUAUUUGGCGACGCAGAUGUCGCAAACUCGGUUCCCGAUAUGUUUCAAAUGAGCGAAUCGCUCCUCAACCUCUUCAACGCAUUCGGCGAAGGGCAACAAUUCCUACAGCCCGUACCAAGCACGUUUAGCGAAGAAGGAGAGUAUGCCAUGGCCGCAGAGCAAGGAAAGGAUAUAUCCAUGAGAUUCCAAGGCUUAAUAUGA